Messenger RNA from Didymodactylos carnosus, 786 nucleotides. The record is from the annotation of a GenBank genome assembly. Lineage: Eukaryota; Metazoa; Rotifera; Eurotatoria; Philodinida; Philodinidae.
AUGGCCACAAAUGCAUUUCAACCUGCACAGGGCGGCACAAGUCGUGGUGAAAGUGAUUUAAGUGGGCAGUCAAAACAAUACUCAUCGCGUGAUAUGCCCAGUCAUAAAACAUUAAAAUAUCGUGAAAAAGGGCAAAAUACACAAGAUGAAAUACGACAAAAAGAUUUUCGUCGUGAAUUAGAAGAUCGCGAACGAACCGUAAGAGACAAACAACCACAACAACGUACAUCCGAUUCAAAGCGUCUACAAAGUAGUAGUAGUGAUGAUCGAAAACGUUCAUCAUUACGGUCAAAUAAUGAAUUACAAUCAAUACAGUCAAAUUUAGAUGCUGAUGAUCCGCUAGAUGAAUCAAGUGACGAUGACGAUAAUGGAAUUACUAAUAACAAACAAAGAAAUAGAAAUAAUAAUAAUGAUACACAAGAUGAUGACGAUGAUGACGAAGAUGAAGACGAUACAGAAGAAUUAAUGGCUGAAUUGAAUCGUAUUAAAAAAGAACGGGCAGUAGAAGUAGCUAAACUAGAACAAGAAAGACGUGUGGAAGAAGAAAGAAUACGAACAGAAAAUAUUCUCAAAGGUAAUCCAUUAUUAAAUCCAAAGGCCGCACAACAAUCGCAAGUAUUAUCAACAAUAAAUAGCAGUGAAUUUCGUGUCAAACGACGAUGGGAUGAUGAUGUUGUAUUCAAAAAUUGUGCCAAAGCCGAAAAUCUUAAUAAACGAUCACAAUUUAUUAAUGAUAGUUUAAGAAGUGAAUUUCAUAAGAAAUUUAUGGAAAAAUAUAUCAAAUGA